Symphalangus syndactylus (siamang) is the source of this 2479-nucleotide messenger RNA. RefSeq names its product heat shock protein family D (Hsp60) member 1 (gene HSPD1). The record is from RefSeq and is a predicted model, not a curated record. Gene Ontology annotation, molecular function: ATP-dependent protein folding chaperone; ATP binding. Lineage: Eukaryota; Metazoa; Chordata; Mammalia; Primates; Hylobatidae. Gene Ontology annotation, biological process: protein refolding.
AGGGAGGGAGGGCGGUCGCCCCGACGCGCACCGCGAUUCGCCCCAAGGGCCCUGCGCAGGACGCUGACGCGAAGACUCGGAGGCGGAAGAAAAGAGGAGCUGUUUCUAGGCUUUUCUAGGAGCCCAGCGGAGGUGAAAGAACUACCCCUUCGUCCCCUCCCGGAAAUGACGCGAUUUGACCCUUGAGCCGUAGGGAGCGCGGCAUUUUCCGGAAAGUUCUGGAACCCAGCGCGGCCCGGGAACUAGCCUAAGCCGGCCGGAGAGGGCUGAGCGCGCUAGCAAACCCUGCGCGGAAAUGCUUCGGUUACCCACAGUCUUUCGCCAGAUGAGACCGGUGUCCAGGGUACUGGCUCCUCAUCUCACUCGGGCUUAUGCCAAAGAUGUAAAAUUUGGUGCAGAUGCCCGAGCCUUAAUGCUUCAAGGUGUAGACCUUUUAGCCGAUGCUGUGGCCGUUACAAUGGGGCCAAAGGGAAGAACAGUGAUUAUUGAGCAGAGUUGGGGAAGUCCCAAAGUAACAAAAGAUGGUGUGACUGUUGCGAAGUCAAUUGACUUAAAGGAUAAAUAUAAAAACAUUGGAGCUAAACUUGUUCAAGAUGUUGCCAAUAACACAAAUGAAGAGGCUGGGGAUGGCACUACCACUGCUACUGUACUGGCACGCUCUAUAGCCAAGGAAGGCUUCGAGAAGAUUAGCAAAGGUGCUAAUCCAGUGGAAAUCAGGAGAGGUGUGAUGUUAGCUGUUGAUGCUGUAAUUGCUGAACUUAAAAAGCAGUCUAAACCUGUGACCACCCCUGAAGAAAUUGCACAGGUUGCUACGAUUUCUGCAAAUGGAGACAAAGAAAUUGGCAAUAUCAUCUCUGAUGCAAUGAAAAAGGUUGGAAGAAAGGGUGUCAUCACAGUAAAGGAUGGAAAAACACUGAAUGAUGAAUUAGAAAUUAUUGAAGGCAUGAAGUUUGAUCGAGGCUAUAUUUCUCCAUACUUUAUUAAUACAUCAAAAGGUCAGAAAUGUGAAUUCCAGGAUGCCUAUGUUCUGUUGAGUGAAAAGAAAAUUUCUAGUGUCCAGUCCAUUGUACCUGCUCUUGAAAUUGCCAAUGCUCACCGUAAGCCUUUGGUCAUAAUCGCUGAAGAUGUUGAUGGAGAAGCUCUAAGUACACUCGUCUUGAAUAGGCUAAAGGUUGGUCUUCAGGUUGUGGCAGUCAAGGCUCCAGGGUUUGGUGACAAUAGAAAGAACCAGCUUAAAGAUAUGGCUAUUGCUACUGGUGGUGCAGUAUUUGGAGAAGAGGGGUUGACUCUGAAUCUUGAAGACGUUCAGCCUCAUGACUUAGGAAAAGUUGGAGAGGUCAUUGUGACCAAAGAUGAUGCCAUGCUCUUAAAAGGAAAAGGUGACAAGGCUCAAAUUGAAAAACGUAUUCAAGAAAUCAUUGAGCAGUUAGAUGUCACAACUAGUGAAUAUGAAAAGGAAAAACUGAAUGAACGGCUUGCAAAACUUUCAGAUGGAGUAGCUGUGCUGAAGGUUGGUGGGACAAGUGAUGUUGAAGUGAAUGAAAAGAAAGACAGAGUUACAGAUGCCCUUAAUGCUACGAGAGCUGCUGUAGAAGAAGGCAUUGUUUUGGGAGGGGGUUGUGCCCUGCUUCGAUGCAUUCCAGCCUUGGACUCACUGACUCCAGCUAAUGAAGAUCAAAAAAUUGGUAUAGAAAUUAUUAAAAGAACACUCAAAAUUCCAGCAAUGACCAUUGCUAAGAAUGCAGGUGUUGAAGGAUCUUUGAUAGUUGAGAAAAUUAUGCAAAGUUCCUCAGAAGUUGGUUAUGAUGCUAUGGUUGGAGAUUUUGUGAAUAUGGUGGAAAAAGGAAUUAUUGACCCAACAAAGGUUGUGAGAACUGCUUUAUUGGAUGCUGCUGGUGUGGCCUCUCUGUUAACUACAGCAGAAGUUGUAGUCACAGAAAUUCCUAAAGAAGAGAAGGACCCUGGAAUGGGUGCAAUGGGUGGAAUGGGAGGUGGUAUGGGAGGUGGCAUGUUCUAACUCCUAGACUAGUGCUUUACCUUUAUUAAUGAACUGUGACAGGAAGCCCAAGGCAGUGUUCCUCACCAAUAACUUCAGAGAAGUCAGUUGGAGAAAAUGAAGAAAAAGGCUGGCUGAAAAUCACUAUAACCAUCAGUUACUGGUUUCAGUUGACAAAAUACAUAAUGGUUUACUGCUGUCAUUGUCCAUGCCUACAGAUAAUUUAUUUUGUAUUUUUGAAUAAAAAACAUUUGUACAUUCCUGAUACUGGGUACAAGAGCCAUGUACCAAUGUACUGCUUUCAACUUAAAUCACUGAGGCAUUUUUACUACUAUUCUGUUAAAAUCAGGAUUUUAGUGCUUGCCACCACCAGAUGAGAAGUUAAGCAGCCUUUCUGUGGAGAGUGAGAAUAAUUGUGUACAAAGUAGAGAAAUAUCCAAUUAUGUGACAACCUUUGUGUAAUAAAAAUUUGUUUAAAGUUAA